AUGAGUUCUGUCGUUACACCAGAGGUCCAAUGGGCCCAAAGAUCUAGUGAAUCUGAUCCUGAAAAGAAUUAUUUGUUGUUGACUAUUUCUAUUCCAGACUGUGCUCCAAAUCCUGAAGUUAAAAUUGAACCAACUUGUAUUUCUUUAAAGGCUACUUCAAAUUCUAAUAAAGGUGUCAGCUACGAAUUGAAAAUUGACCUAUUCAAAGAAGUUCUACCUGAAAAGACUUUACACAAAAUUGCUAACGGUCAACAUUAUUUUGUAAAAUUGUUUAAGAAAGAUUUAGGUUUAGAAUAUUGGCCAAGAUUAACUAAAGAAAAGUUUAAGUAUGGUUACAUAAAGACCGAUUUCAACAAAUGGGUCGAUGAAGAUGAACAAGAUACUGCUGAUCAUGACGAUACUUUUGGAAGCGACAUGAUGGGUGGCCAAGGUGGCAUGCCAGACAUGGGUGGCAUGGACAUGGGUGGUAUGGAUAUGGGUGGUAUGGAUAUGGAAGCUUUACAGCAAAUGUUAGCUCAAGGUGGUGCUGCCAAUUUUGGUGGUUAA
Messenger RNA from Vanderwaltozyma polyspora DSM 70294, 546 nucleotides. It is a transcript of the gene SBA1, whose product is annotated as Hsp90 cochaperone SBA1. NCBI's taxonomy places the organism in Eukaryota, Fungi, Ascomycota, Saccharomycetes, Saccharomycetales, Saccharomycetaceae. Gene Ontology annotation, molecular function: Hsp90 protein binding; protein-folding chaperone binding. Gene Ontology annotation, biological process: chaperone-mediated protein complex assembly; protein folding. Gene Ontology annotation, cellular component: nucleus; cytosol. The coding region runs from base 1 to 546 and encodes 181 amino acids. The transcript has a single exon. The record is from RefSeq and is a predicted model, not a curated record.